This is a messenger RNA of Parnassius apollo (apollo), 20667 nucleotides long. Lineage: Eukaryota; Metazoa; Arthropoda; Insecta; Lepidoptera; Papilionidae. The record is from the annotation of a GenBank genome assembly.
AUGGAAAGUUCAACCAUAAUCACAAAAGUAAUUGGACUGGCUGACCUACAUUGUCACGAAGACAAAUAUAACAGUAAUAUCAACAUAUUUGACCUAAGCUACCCACAAUAUGGAAAAGAAACAUCCGGAUCGAUACCGUCCACAACAGAAGCGCCAAUAUCUCGACAUCCGUUCCGUGUAGCAAUUCAUCGUCGACCAGUUGCCACCACUAAUACCACCUCCAUAAAUGACACCACACAAUCUAUCACUAUUAUUCUAGAUAAUGAAAAGCUUUUGAAGAACAUUGAAGAGACAGAUUCUAUUGAAGAUCUAUCCAUAAACACACGUUCUAAUUCGAAGAACCGGAUGACUCAAAGAUUGUCUAUAAAAGUUGAGCAAGAUCAAAAUCCUGCCGCUACGCGUGAAGAGGAGAAAAACAGGCAGAGUAAAAGCUAUAGCUCCAGCUUAAAGCAAAGUGAAGUGCUUACACUCAAGGCUCACAAUGCGUAUGAUAUCGACAUAGACCCGAAGACUAACGGGAAAUUCACAGUUGAAGGAUCUUUCAAAGACCCCCAACCUACAGGAUUCACCACUGCAACUAAUAUUACAAAUGUUUCGCGGGGAACAAACCAAUCUACAACGAAAUAUAUCGAAGACAGAAAGUACACAAGAGUAUCCCAGGAUGAAAAUCCCGUAAACAGUUUUACUGACACAAACGACACAGAACUGCCACACACGGCAAUAUCCACAAAUAAAUAUAUCAAUACAAAAGAGAGACAUACAGCAGUACAAAAUCUAAGCCCUACUUACACUUAUACAGAAACAAACGACAAACACAAGUUAGUUUCACAAAGAAGACUCCCAUCAACUACAUCUACCGAAAAAGAAAACUUUACUGAUACAUCGUCUAGAGUAAGACCCUCAACAGGUGUAUAUACGGAGAACUUUGAAAAAAUCACUAAAACGCCAUUUACUUCAGCUGACACUGUAAUAACUACCAAAAAGUACUCUGAAGUAUCAUUACAAAAUUCCGCUAGAACUACUGGACAAACGGGUACAAGUGAAAAGUUUACGGAGACAUCGUCUUCAGUACCCUCACAUCAUAAAAACAAACUUGUUACAAAUACACGGUCAAUUAGAGAUAGCGCAGAAAAUUCCGAUCAAACUGACACCGCAAUAAGUAACAAAAAGUACUCUGAUUUAUCAUUACAAAAUUCCGGUCGAACUACUGGACAAACGGGUAUAAGUGAAAAGUUUACGGAGACAUCAUCUUCAGUAAAACCCUCAACGGACAUAGAAUCGGAGACUUUUGAAAAAACUAGAACAUUGUUGACAAAAUACACGGGUGCAAUUAGAGAUAGCGCAGGGACAUUAAAAAACUCCGAUCAAAGUCUUAGACAUACGGAUAUAAGUGAAAAGUUUACGGAGACAUCAUCUUCAGUACGAUCCUCAACAGAUAUACAUCCGGAGAUAUUUGAAAAUACCGGAACAUUGACAACAAAGUAUACGGAUGCGAUUAGAGAUAGCGCAGCGACAUCACAAAAUUCCGGUCAAACUAAUGUAAAAACGGUUAUAAUUACUGAUACAUCUUCUAGCGUACGACCCUCAACACGUGUAUAUUCGGAGACUUUCGAAAAAACCGUUAAAACUCCUUUAACAUCAUCUGGCACUGUAAUUACUAGCAAAAAGUACUCUGAAGAGUCAUUAAAAAAUUCCAGUCAAACUACUGGACAAACGGAUAAAAGUGAGAAGUUUACGGAGACAUCGUCUAGAGUAAGACCCUCUACAAAUAUAUAUUCGGAGACAAUUGAAAAAACUGGACCAUUGACGUCAAAGUAUACAGAUGCGAUUAGUGGUAACACAGUGACAUUACAAAAUUCCGGUCAAACUACUGUACAAAAGGGUAUCCGUGAAAAGUUUACUGAUACAUCGUCUAGAGUAAGACCCUCAACAGGUCUAUACUCGGAGCCUUUUGAAAAAAUCAUUAAAACGCCUUAUACUUCCGCUGACACUGUAAUAACUAACAAAAAGUACUCUGAUGCAUCGUUACAAAAUUCCGGUCAAACUACUGGACAAACGGGUAUAAGUGAAAAGUUUUCGGAGACAUCGUCUUCAGUAAAACCCUCAACAGACAUGGAAUCGGCGACAUUUGAAAAAACUAGAACAUUGUUGACAAAAUACACGGGUGCAAUUAGAGAUAGCGCAGGGACAUUACAAAACUCCGAUCAAAGUCUUAGACAUACGGGUAUAAGUGAAAAGUUAACGGAGACAUCAUCUUCAGUAAGACCCUCAACAGAUAUACAUCAGGAGGCAUUUGAAAAUACAGGAAGAUUGACAACAAAGUAUACGGAUGCGAUUAGAGACAGCGCAGCGACAUCACAAAAUUCCGGUCAAACUAAUGUACAAACGGUUAUAAUUACUGAUACAUCUUCUAGCGUACGACCCUCAACACGUGUAUAUUCGGAGACUUUCGAAAAAACCGUUACAACUCCUUUAACUUCAUCUGACACUGUAAUAACUAGUAAAAAGUACUCUGAAGAGUCAUUAAAAAAUUCCAGUCAAACUACUGGACAAGCGGAUAAAAGUGAGAAGUUUACGGAGACAUCAUCUAGAAUACGACCCUCUAAAAAUGUAUAUUCGGAGACAUUUGAAAAAACUGGACCAUUGACGACAAACUAUACAGAUGCGAUUAGUGGUAACACAGUGACAUUACAAAAUUCCGGUCAAACUACUGUACAAAAGGGUAUCCGUGAAAAGUUUACUGAUACAUCGUCUAGAGUAAGACCCUCAACAGGGACAUUAAAAAAUUUCGAUCAAAGUCUUAGACAUACGGAUAUAAGUGAAAAGUUUACGGAGACAUCAUCUUCAGUACGAUCCUCAACAGAUAUACAUCCGGACAUAUUUGAAAAUACCGGAACAUUGACAACAAAGUAUACGGAUGCGAUUAGAGAUAGCGCAGCGACAUCACAAAAUUCCGGUCAAACUAAUGUAAAAACGGUUAUAAUUACUGAUACAUCUUCUAGCGUACGACCCUCAACACGUGUAUAUUCGGAGACUUUCGAAAAAACCGUUAAAACUCCUUUAACAUCAUCUGGCACUGUAAUAACUAGCAUAAAGUACUCUGAAGAGUCAUUAAAAAAUUCCAGUCAAACUACUGGACAAACGGAUAAAAGUGAGAAGUUUACGGAGACAUCGUCUAGAGUAAGACCCUCUACAAAUAUAUAUUCGGAGACAAUUGAAAAAACUGGACCAUUGACGACAAACUAUACAGAUGCGAUUAGUGGUAACACAGUGACAUUACAAAAUUCCGGUCAAACUACUGUACAAAAGGGUAUACGUGAAAAGUUUACUGAUACAUCGUCUAGAGUAAGACCCUCAACAGGUGUAUACUCGGAGACUUUUGAAAAAAUCACUAAAACGCCUUAUACUUCCGCUGACACUGUAAUAACUAACAAAAAGUACUCUGAUGCAUCGUUACAAAAUUCCGGUCAAACUACUGGACAAACGGGUAUAAGUGAAAAGUUUUCGGAGACAUCGUCUUCAGUAAAACCCUCAAGAGACAUAGAAUCGGAGACAUUUGAAAAAACUAGAACAUUGUCGACAAAAUACACGGGUGCAAUUAGAGAUAGCGCAGGGACAUUACAAAACUCCGAUCAAAGUCUUAGACAUACGGGUAUAAGUGAAAAGUUAACGGAGACAUCAUCUUCAGUAAGACCCUCAACAGAUAUACAUCCGGAGACAAUUGAAAAUACAGGAACAUUGACAACAAAGUAUAGCGAUUCAAUUAGAGAUAGCGCAGCGACAUCACAAAAUUCCGGUCAAAAUAAUGUACAAACGGGUAUAAUUACUGAUACGUCUUCUGUCGUACAACCCUCAAAACGUGUAUAUUCGGAGACUUUCGAAAAAACUGUUAAAACUCCUUUAACUUCAUCUGACACUGUAAUAACUAGCAAAAAGUACUCUGAAGAGUCAUUAAGAAAUUUCAGUCAAACUACUGGACAAACGGGUAUACGUGAAAAGUUUACGGAGACAUCGUUUAGAGUAGGACCCUCUACAAAUAUAUAUUCGGAGACAUUUGAAAAAACUGGACCAUUGACGACAAACUAUACAGAUGCGUUUAGUGGUAACACAGUGACAUUACAAAAUUCCGGUCAAACUACUGUACAAAAGGGUAUCCGUGAAAAGUUUACUGAUACAUCGUCUAGAGUAAGACCCUCAACAGGUGUAUACUCGGAGACGUUUGAAAAAAUCACUAAAACGCCUUAUACUUCAGCUGACACUGUAAUAACUAACAAAAAAGAUAGCGCAGGGACAUUACAAAAUUCCGAUCAAAGUCUUAGACAUACGGGUAUAAGUGAAAAGUUUACAGAGACAUCAUCUUCAGUAAGAUCCUCAACAGAUAUACAUCCGGAGAUAUUUGAAAAUACCGGAACAUUGACAACAAAGUAUACGGAUGCGAUUAGAGAUAGCGCAGCGACAUCACAAAAUUCCGGUCAAACUAAUGUACAAACGGGUAUAAUUACUGAUACAUCUUCUAGCGUACGACCCUCGACACGUGUAUAUUCGGAGACUUUCGAAAAAACCGUUAAAACUCCUUUAACUUCAUCUGACACUGUAAUAACUAGCAAAAAGUACUCUGAAGAGUCAUUAAGAAAUUUCAGUCAAACUACUGGACAAACUGGUAUACCUGAAAAGUUUACGGAGACAUCGUCUAGAGAACGACCCUCUACAAAUAUAUAUUCGGAGACAUUUGAAAAAACUGGACCAUUGACGACAAAGUAUACAGAUGCGAUUAGUGGUAACACAGUGAAUUUACAAAGUUCCGGUCAAACUACUGUACAAAAGGGUAUCCGUGAAAAGUUUACUGAUACAUCGUCUAGAGUAAGACCCUCAACAGGUUUAUACUCGGAGCCUUUUGAAAAAAUCAUUAAAACGCCUUAUACUUCAGCUGACACUGUAAUAACUAACAAAAAGUACUCUGAUGUAUCAUUACAAAAUUCCAGUCGAACUACUGGUCAAACGGGUAUAAGUGAAAAGUUUACGGAGACAUCAUCUUCAGUAAAACCCUCAACAGACAUAGAAUCGGAGACAUUGGAAAAAACUAGAACAUUGUCGACAAAAUACACGGGUGCAAUUAGAGAUAGCGCAGGGACAUUACAAAAUUCCGAUCAAAGUCUUAGACAUACGGGUAUAAGUGAAAAGUUUACAGAGACAUCAUCUUCAGUAAGAUCCUCAACAGAUAUACAUCCGGAGAUAUUUGAAAAUACCGGAACAUUGACAACAAAGUAUACGGAUGCGAUUAGAGAUAGCGCAGCGACAUCACAAAAUUCCGGUCAAACUAAUGUACAAACGGCUGACACUGUAAUAACUAACAAAAAGUACACUGAUGUAUCAUUACAAAAUUCCGGUCGAACUACUGGACAAACGGGUAUAAGUGAAAAGUUUACGGAGACAUCAUCUUCAGUAAAUCCCUCAACAGACAUAGAAUCGGAGACAUUUGAAAAAACUAGAACAUUGUUGACAAAAUACACGGGUGCAAUUAGAGAUAGCGCGGGGACAUUACAAAAUUCCGAUCAAAGUCUUAGACAUACGGGUAUAAGUGAAAAGUUUACAGAGACAUCAUCUUCAGUAAGAUCCUCAACAGAUAUACAUCCGGAGAUAUUUGAAAAUACCGGAAUAUUGACAACAAAGUAUACGGAUGCGAUUAGAGAUAGCGCAGCGACAUCACAAAAUUCCGGUCAAACUAAUGUACAAACGGGUAUAAUUACUGAUACAUCUUCUAGCGUACGACCCUCAACACGUGUAUAUUCGGAGACUUUCGAAAAAACCGUUAAAACUCCUUUAACUUCAUCUGACACUGUAAUAACUAGCAAAAAGUACUCUGAAGAGUCAUUAAAAAAUUUCAGUCAAACUACUGGACAAACGGGUAUACGUGAAAAGUUUACGGAGACAUCGUCUAGAGUAAAACCCUCUACAAAUAUAUAUUCGGAGACAUUUGAAAAAACUGGACCAUUGACGUCAAAGUAUACAGAUGCGAUUAGUGGUAACACAGUAACAUUACAAAGUUCCGGUCAAACUACUGUACAAACGGGUAUACGUGAAAAGUUUACUGAUACAUCGUCUAGAGUGAGACCCUCAACAGGUCGAACUACUGGUCAAACGGGUAUAAGUGAAAAGUUUUCGGAGACAUCAUCUUCAGUAAAACCCUCAACAGACAUAGAAUCGGAGACAUUUGAAAAAAAUAGAACAUUGUCGACAAAAUACACGGGUGCAAUUAGAGAUAGCGCAGGGACAUUACAAAAUUCUGAUCAAAGUCUUAGACAUACGGGUAUAAGUGAAAAGUUUACGGAAACGUCAUCUUCAGUAAGACCCUCAACAGAUAUACAUAAGGAGAUAUUUGAAAAUGCCGGAACAUUGACAACAAAGUAUACGGAUGCGAUUAGAGAUAGCGCAGCGACAUCACAAAAUUCCGGUCAAACUAAUGUACAAACGGGUAUAAUUACUGAUACAUCUUCUAGCGUACGACCCUCAACACGUGUAUAUUCGGAGACUUUCGAAAAAACCGUUAAAACUCCUUUAACUUCAUCUGGCACUGUAAUUACUAGCAAAAAGUACUCUGAAGAGUCAUUAAAAAAUUUCAGUCAAACUACUGGACAAACGGAUAUACGUGAAAAGUUUACGGAGACAUCGUCUAGAGUAAGACCCUCUACAAAUAUAUAUUCGGAGACAUUUGAAAAAACUGGACCAUUGACGACAAAGUAUAAAGAUGCGAUUAGUGGUAACACAGUAACAUUACAAAGUUCCGGUCAAACUACUGUACAAACGGCUGACACUGUAAUAACUAACAAAAAGUACUCUGAUGUAUUAUUACAAAACUCCGGUCGAACUACUGGACAAACCGGUAUAAGUGAAAAGUUUUCGGAGACAUCAUCUUCAGUUAAACCCUCAACAGACGUAGAAUCGGAGACAUUUGAAAAAACUAGAACAUUGUUGACAAAAUACACGGGUGCAAUUAGUGAUAGCGCAGGGACAUUACAAAAUUCCGAUCAAAGUCUUAGACAUACGGGUAUAAGUGAAAAGUUUACAGAGACAUCAUCUUCAGUAAGAUCCUCAACAGAUAUAAAUCCGGAGAUAUUUGAAAAUACCGGAACAUUGACAACAAAGUAUACGGAUUCGAUUAGAGAUAGCGCAGCGACAUCACAAAAUUCCGGUCAAACUAAUGUACAAACGGGUAUAAUUACUGAUACAUCUUCUAGCGUACGACCCUCAACACGUGUAUAUUCGGAGACUUUCGAAAAAACCGUUAAAACUCCUUUAACUUCAUCUGGCACUGUAAUUACUAGCAAAAAGUACUCUGAAGAGUCAUUAAAAAAUUUCAGUCAAACUACUGGACAAACGGAUAUACGUGAAAAGUUUACGGAGACAUCGUCUAGAGUAAGACCCUCUACAAAUAUAUAUUCGGAGACAUUAGAAAAAACUGGACCAUUGACGUCAAAGUAUACAGAUGCAAUUAGUGGUAACACAGUAACAUUACAAAGUUCCGGUCAAACUACUGUACAAACGGGUAUACGUGAAAAGUUUACUGAUACAUCGUCUAGAGUGAGACCCUCAACAGGUCGAACUACUGGACAAACGGGUAUAAGUGAAAAGUUUUCGGAGACAUCAUCUUCAGUAAAACCCUCAAUAGACAUAGAAUCUGAGACAUUUGAAAAAAAUAGAACAUUGUUGACAAAAUACACGGGUGCAAUUAGAGAUAGCGCAGGGACAUUACAAAAUUCUGAUCAAAGUCUUAGACAUACGGGUAUAAGUGAAAAGUUUACGGAAACGUCAUCUUCAGUAAGACCCUCAACAGAUAUACAUCCGGAGAUAUUUGAAAAUACCGGAACAUUGACAACAAAGUAUACGGAUGCAAUUAGAGAUAGCGCAGCGACAUCACAAAAUUCCGGUCAAACUAAUGUACAAACGGUUAUAAUUACUGAUACAUCUUCUAGCGUACGACCCUCAACACGUGUAUAUUCGGAGACUUUCGAAAAAACCGUUACAACUCCUUUAACUUCAUCUGACACUGUAAUAACUAGCAAAAAGUACUCUGAAGAGUCAUUAAGAAAUUUCAGUCAAACUACUGGACAAACGGAUAUACGUGAAAAGUUAACGGAGACAUCGUCUAGAGUAAGACCCUCUACAAAUAUAUAUUCGGAGACAUUUGAAAAAACUGGACCAUUGACGACAAAGUAUAAAGAUGCGAUUAGUGGUAACACAGUGACAUUACAAAGUUCCGGUCAAACUACUGUACAAACGGGUAUACGUGAAAAGUUUACUGAUACAUCGUCUAGAGUGAGACCCUCAACAGGUGUAUACUCGGAGACUUUUGAAAAAAUCACUAAAACGCCUUAUACUUCAGCUGACACUGUAAUAACUAACAAAAAGUACUCUGAUGUAUUAUUACAAAACUCCGGUCGAACUACUGGACAAACGGGUAUAAGUGAAAAGUUUUCGGAGACAUCAUCUUCAGUUAAACCCUCAACAGACGUAGAAUCGGAGACAUUGGAAAAAACUAGAACAUUGUCGACAAAAUACACGGGUGCAAUUAGUGAUAGCGCAGGGACAUUACAAAAUUCCGAUCAAAGUCUUAGACAUACGGGUAUAAGUGAAAAGUUUACAGAGAUAUCAUCUUCAGUAAGAUCCUCAACAGAUAUACAUCCGGAGAUAUUUGAAAAUGCCGGAACAUUGACAACAAAGUAUACGGAUGCGAAUAGAGAUAGCGCAGCGACAUCACAAAAUUCCGGUCAAACUAAUGUACAAACGGGUAUAAUUACUGAUACAUCUUCUAGCGUACGACCCUCAACACGUGUAUAUUCGGAGACUUUCGAAAAAACCGUUAAAACUCCUUUAACUUCAUCUGACACUGUAAUAACUAGCAAAAAGUACUCUGAAGAGUCAUUAAAAAAUUUCAGUCAAACUACUGGACAAACGGAUAUACGUGAAAAGUUUACGGAGACAUCGUCUAGAGUAAGACCCUCUACAAAUAUAUAUUCGGAGACAUUUGAAAAAACUGGACCAUUGACGACAAAGUAUAAAGAUGCGAUUAGUGGUAACACAGUGACAUUACAAAGUUCCAGUCAAACUACUGUACAAACGGGUAUACGUGAAAAGUUUACUGAUACAUCGUCUAGAGUGAGACCCUCAACAGGUGUAUACUCGGAGACUUUUGAAAAAAUCACUAAAACGCCUUAUACUUCAGCUGACACUGUAAUAACUAACAAAAAGUACUCUGAUGUAUUAUUACAAAACUCAGGUCGAACUACUGGACAAACGGGUAUAACUGAAAAGUUUUCGGAGACAUCAUCUUCAGUAAAACCCUCAACAGACAUAGAAUCGGAGACAUUUGAAAAAAAUAGAACAUUGUUGACAAAAUACACGGGUGCAAUUAGUGAUAGCGCAGGGACAUUACAAAAUUCCGAUCAAAGUCUUAGACAUACGGGUAUAAGUGAAAAGUUUACGCAGACAUCAUCUUCAGUAAGAUCCUCAACAGAUAUAAAUCCGGAGAUGUUUGAAAAUACCGGAACAUUGACAACAAAGUAUACGGAUGCAAUUAGAGAUAGCGCAGCGACAUCACAAAAUUCCGGUCAAACUAAUGUACAAACGGUUAUAAUUACUGAUACAUCUUCUAGCGUACGACCCUCAACACGUGUAUAUUCGGAGACUUUCGAAAAAUCCGUUACAACUCCUUUAACUUCAUCUGGCACUGUAAUAACUAGCAAAAAGUACUCUGAAGAGUCAUUAAAAAAUUUCAGUCAAACUACUGGACAAACCGGUAUACCUGAAAAGUUUACGGAGACAUCGUCUAGAGAACGACCCUCUACAAAUAUAUAUUCGGAGACAUUUGAAAAAACUGGACCAUUGACGACAAAGUAUACAGAUGCGAUUAGUGCUGACACUGUAAUAACUAACAAAAAGUACUCUGAUGUAUCAUUACAAAACUCCGGUCGAACUACUGGACAAACGGGUAUAAGUGAAAAGUUUUCGGCGACAUCAUCUUCAGUUAAACCCUCAACAGACAUAGAAUCGGCGACAUUUGAAAAAACUAGAACAUUGUUGACAAAAUACACGGGUGCAAUUAGUGAUAGCGCAGGGACAUUACAAAAUACCGAUCAAAGUCUUAGACAUACGGGUAUAAGUGAAAAGUUUACGGAGACAUCAUCUUCAGUAAGAUCCUCAACAGAUAUACAUCCGGAGAUAUUUGAAAAUACCGGAACAUUGACAACAAAGUAUACGGAUGCAAUUAGAGAUAGCGCAGCGACAUCACAAAAUUCCGGUCAAACUAAUGUACAAACGGGUAUAAUUACUGAUACAUCUUCUACCGUACGACCCUCAACACGUGUAUAUUCGGAGACUUUCGAAAAAACCGUUAAAACUCCUUUAACUUCAUCUGACACUGUAAAAACUAGCAAAAAGUACUCUGAAGAGUCAUUAAAAAAUUCCAGUCAAACUACUGGACAAACUGUAAGACCCUCAACAGAUAUACAUCCGGAGAUAUUUGAAAAUGCCGGAACAUUGACAACAAAGUAUACGGAUGCGAAUAGAGAUAGCGCAGCGACAUCACAAAAUUCCGGUCAAACUAAUGUACAAACGGGUAUAAUUACUGAUACAUCUUCUAGCGUACGACCCUCAACACGUGUAUAUUCGGAGACUUUCGAAAAAACCGUUAAAACUCCUUUAACUUCAUCUGGCACUGUAAUUACUAGCAAAAAGUACUCUGAAGAGUCAUUAAAAAAUUCCAGUCAAACUACUGGACAAACCGGUAUACGUGAAAAGUUAACGGAGACAUCGUCUAGAGUAAGACCCUCUACAAAUAUAUAUUCGGAGACAUUUGAAAAAACUGGACCAUUGACGAUAAAGUAUAAAGAUGCGAUUAGUGGUAACACAGUGACAUUACAAAGUUCCGGUCAAACUACUGUACAAACGGGUAUACGUGAAAAGUUUACUGAUACAUCGUCUAGAGUGAGACCCUUAACAGGCGUAUACUCGGAGACUUUUGAAAAAAUCACUAAAACGCCUUAUACUUCAGCUGACACUGUAAUAACUAACAAAAAGUACUCUGAUGUAUUAUUACAAAACUCCGGUCGAACUACUGGACAAACGGGAAUAAGUGAAAAGUUUUCGGAGACAUCAUCUUCAGUUAAACCCUCAACAGACGUAGAAUCGGAGACAUUUGAAAAAACUAGAACAUUGUUGACAAAAUACACGGGUGCAAUUAGUGAUAGCGCAGGGACAUUACAAAAUUCCGAUCAAAGUCUUAGACAUACGGGUAUAAGUGAAAAGUUUACAGAGACAUCAUCUUCAGUAAGAUCCUCAACAGAUAUACAUCCGGAGAUAUUUGAAAAUACCGGAACAUUGACAACAAAGUAUACGGAUGCGAUUAGAGAUAGCGCAGCGACAUCACAAAAUUCCGGUCAAACUAAUGUACAAACGGACAUAGAAUCGGAGACAUUGGAAAAAACUAGAACAUUGUUGACAAAAUACACGGGUGCAAUUAGAGAUAGCGCAGGGACAUUACAAAAUUCCGAUCAAAGUCUUAGACAUACGGGUAUAAGUGAAAAGUUUACAGAGACAUCAUCUUCAGUAAGAUCCUCAACAGAUAUACAUCCGGAGAUAUUUGAAAAUACCGGAACAUUGACAACAAAGUAUACGGAUGCGAUUAGAGAUAGCGCAGCGACAUCACAAAAUUCCGGUCAAACUAAUGUACAAACGGGUAUAAUUACUGAUACAUCUUCUAGCGUACGACCCUCAACACGUGUAUAUUCGGAGACUUUCGAAAAAACCGUUAAAACUCCUUUAACUUCAUCUGACACUGUAAUAACUAGCAAAAAGUACUCUGAAGAGUCAUUAAGAAAUUUCAGUCAAACAACUGGACAAACUGGUAUACGCGAAAAGUUAGCGGAGACAUCGUCUAGAGUAAGACCCUCUACAAAUAUAUAUUCGGAGACAUUUGAAAAAACUGGACCAUUGACGACAAAGUAUACAGAUGCGAUUAGUGGUAACACAGUGACAUUACAAAGUUCCGGUCAAACUACUGUACAAACGGGUAUACGUAAAAAGUUUACUGAUACAUCGUCUAGAGUGAGACCCUCAACAGGUGUAUACUCGGAGACUUUUGAAAAAAUCACUAAAACGCCUUAUACUUCAGCUGACACUUUAAUAACUAACAAAAAGUACUCUGAAGUAUUAUUACAAAAUUCCGGUCAAACUACUGGACUAACGGGUAUAAGUGAAAAUUUUAAAGAUACGUCGUCUGUAGUAAGACCCUCAACAGGUGUAUACUUCGAGUCGCUUGAAAAAACCUUUCAAACGCCUUCAAUUUCAACUGACAAUGUAAUAACCACUAACAAAUACUCCGAAGUAUCUUUACGAAAUUCUGGUCAAACUACUGGUGAAACGGGUAUAAGUGAAAAGUUUUUAGAGACAACAUCGUCAAUGAAACCCUCAACAGAUAUAAAUUCGGAGAUAUUUGAAAAAACUAGGCCUCUGUUGACAAAAUAUACGGAUGCGAUUGGAGAUAGCGGAGUGACAUCACAAAAUUCUGGCCAAACUAUUGGACAUACUGAAAAAAGUGAAAAGUUUAUAAAGACAUCUUCUUUAGUGAAACCCUCAACAGAUAUACAAUUAAAGACAUAUGAAACCACUAGGCCAUUGUCGUCAAAAUAUAUGGAAUAUCAUGAUACGGUAGAAAAACAUACAGAAUUAAAUGAAGGUAAUGUUCAGUUGAAUCGUUUCUUUAAUCCAAACGACCGAACUGGUAUUGCUCAGGACCACCAAAGUUCUACCCCCAAAUACUUUAUUGAAAAAGGAUUUCGAAGUUUAAGCCCCUCGUCUAUCAACUACACAAGUACCACUGACAAGUAUGUAUCUGGAGCCAUAUACGACUUAAACUACUUGACUGCCGGCUAUAGUCAGAGUCAAGAACCUUCGUAUUCCAAAGUUUUUAAAACGCAAUCAGUCCAAAAAGAAGACACUGAAGAUAGAGUAAUACAGAAAGACGGAGAGGAGGCAAAAGUCAUCGUUUAUGGAAAGGCAACCUCCGAUUCGAUCUCAUCCACAACAGUGUCGCCAAUACCUCAACGUUCGUUCCGUGUAGUAAGUCGCCGUCGACCAGUAGCCACCAUUAAUACUACCUCCACAUCUAACACCACGCAAUCUAUCAAGAAUAUUCCAGACAUUAAACGGAUAGUCUCUAUUGAAGAUUCAUCUAUAACCUCGCGUUCUAAAUCAAAGAACCGGACAACUCAAAGGCGUCCACUGAUAUCUCUGAACAUUGAGCAAGAUCAAAAUCCUGCCUUUAGAAGUGAAGAGGAGAAAAACAGACAGAGUAAAAGUUAUAGCUCCAGCUUCAAGCAAAAUCAGUUAAAUGAUUUGCAAAGUGUCAAAGCGCAAGGCUCAAGGGAAUUCACAAUUGAAAGCCCCAGUGCUGAGACAAUGCUUCUUUCUACAGGAGCUAUCAAAGCAUCCCAACCAGCAGGAUUCACCGCAAACACUAUAAUUACAAAUGUUUCACAAGGUACAAACCAACUUACCGCGACAUAUACCGAAGACAGUAAGUACACAAGAUUAUCGCAGGAUGAAACUCCCGUUAAUAGUUUUAUUGGCACAAACUACUCAGAAAUUCCACUUAAUAUAGGAAUAUCCACAAACAAAUAUACAAAUACAAAUGAGAAAUUUACAACAAUUCAAAAUCCGAGCCCUACUUACGCUUAUAUAGAAAAAAACGACAAAUAUAAGUCAAUUUCGCAAAUAAGAAAUCCAUCAACUACAUCUACCGAAAACAAAAACGUCACCACCACGACACAACAAGAAACGGAUCCUACAAAUAUAUAUUCCAGCAUCAAUGAAAGAUUCACAGAAACUUCACGCAGUAGAAGGCCAUCUAAAAACGGCUCUACAGAGCAAUCAUCCUCAAAAUUAUCAACAUCUGGAUUUAUUGUCACCGGUGCGAAUACCAACGCACUCAAGGAUGCAAUUACAGAUACCACAGUGACAUUACAAAAUUCCGGCCAAACCACUGGACGUACAGGUACAACUGAAAAAUUUACGAAGACAUCUUCUGCAGUAAGACCCUCAACAGAAGUACGCACGGAGACUUUUGAAAAAACUAUUAAAACGCCUUUUAUUUCCACUGACACUGUAAUAACGAGUAAGAAGUACUCCGAAGUAUCACGAAGCCCAUCUACUAGUACGUAUGUGGAAUCGGUGGAAAAUCGUACGAAAUUGAAUGAUGAUAAUGUUUCCUCAAAUCGUUACUUUACUUCGAACAAUCAGUACACAGGUAUUGUUCAAGACCACCAGAGUUCUACCGCCAAAUACUUUACUGAAAAAGGAUCUCAAAGUGUAAGCCGAGGAGCGUCUAUUAUAUACCCAAGUACCACCGACAAGUAUGUAUCUGGAGCCAUAUACGACUUAAACUACUCGACUGCCGGCCGUAGUCAGAGUCCAGAAAGUUCAUAUUCCCAAGUUUCAAACACGCACUCAGUUCAAAAGGAACAGCAAUUAGUGUCAGAUGAACAGCCAGUGAAACAAGUUGAAACAGCACAGUGGGUUCAGACAGUGCAGAGAGUACAGCCUGUAGGGAAAAUCGAAACUUCUGAACUUAACGGAGUGAUCGAGCGUAUAGAUAGCCAUAAUUAUAAAGAAAGCAGCGAAGGAAGAGUAAUACAGCAAUACGGAGAGGAGGCAAAAGUCAUCCUUCAUGGAAAGGCAACCCCCGAAUCCAUCUCUUCCACAACAGUAUCGCCAACACCUCGACGUUCGUUCCGUGUAGUAAGUCGCCGUCGACCAGUUGGCUCCACUAAUACCACCUCAACAACAAACUCCACGCAAUCUACCAAUAAUAUUUUGGACAGAUUCAUUGAACGGACAGGUGACAGUGCUGAGACAAUGCUUACUUCAACGGGAGGAUUCACCACCACCAACAUAAUUACAAAUGUUUCACGGGGAACAAACCAAGCUACCGCGACAUAUAUCGAAGACAGAAAGAACACAAGAGUGUCGCAGGGUGAAGCUCAAAUAAACAGUUUUACUGGUGCAAACAACCCGGAACUGCCACUUAAUACAGGAAUAUCCACAAACAAAUAUACCAAUAUAAAUGAGAAAUAUAAAACAGUACAAAAACUGAGCCCUACUUACACUUAUGAAAAAACAACAAUUUCACAAAGAACAGAACCUUCAACUACAUUUACCGAAAACAAAAACGUAACCACCUUGACACAGCAAGAAACGGAUUCCACAAAUAUAUAUUCCAGUACGAAUGAAAGAUUAAGAGAAGCUUCACGCAGAAGAAAGCCAUCUACAAACAGCUCUAGAGAGCAACUGUCAACGAAAUCAUCAACAUUUGGAUUUACUGUCACAGGUGCGAAUACAAACGCACAAAAGGAUGCGAUUACAGAUACCGCAGUGACGUUACAAAAUUCCGGCCAAUCUACGGCGCGUACAGGUAUAAGUGAAAAGUUUACGGAGACAUCGUCUGCAGUAAGACCCUCGACAGAAAUACACACUAAGACCUUUGAAAAUACUAUUAAAACGCCUUCAAUUUCCACUGACACUGUAAUGACGAGUAAGAAGUACUCCGAAGUAUCACGAAGCCCAUCUACUAGUACGUAUGUGAAAUCGGUGGAAAAACAUACGAAAUUGAAUGAUGAUAAUGUUUCCUCAAAUCGUUACUUUACUUUGAACGAUCAGUACACAGGUAUUCUUCAAGACCACCAGAGUUCUACCGCCAAAUAUUUUACUGAAAAAGGAUCUCAAAGUGUAAGCCGAGGGGCGUCUAUUAUAUACCCAAGUAACACCGACAAGUAUGUAUCUGGAGCCACAUACGACUUAAACCACUCGACUGCCGGCUAUAGUCAGAGUCCAGAAAGUUCAUAUUCCCAAGUUUCAAACACGCAAUCAGUUCAAAAGGAACAGCAAUUAGUGUCAGAUGAACAGCCAGUGAAACAAGUUCAAACAGCACAGUGGGUUCAGACAGUGCAGAGAGUACAGCCUGUAGUGAAAAUCGAAACAUCUGAACUUAACGGAGCCAUCAAGCCUAAAAAUAGCCUUAAUUACAAAGGAGACAGUGAAGAAAGAGUCAUACAGCAAUACGGAGAGGAGGCCAAGGUCGUCCUUCAUGGAAAGGCAACCUCCGAAUCAAUCUCUUCCACACCAGUAUCGCCAACACCUCGACGUUCGUUCCGUGUAGUAAGUCGCCGUCGACCAGUUGGCUCCACUAAUACCACCUCAACAACAAACUCCACGCAAUCUACAAAUAAUAUUUGGGACAGAUUCAUUGAACGGACAGGCGACAGUGCUGAGACAAUGCUUACUUCAACGGGAGGAUUCACCACCACCCAUAUAAUUACAAAUCUUUCACGGGGAACAAACCAAGCUACCGCGACAUAUAUCGAAGACAGAAAGAACACAAGAGUGUCACAGGGUGAAGCUCAAUUAAACAGUUUUACUGCUGCAAACAACCCGGAACUGCCACUUAAUACAGGAAUAUCCACAAACAAAUAUACCAAUAUAAAUGAGAAAUAUAAAACAGUACAAAAACUGAGCCCUACUUACACUUAUGAAAAAACAACAAUUUCACAAAGAACAGAACCUUCAACUACAUUUACCGAAAACAAAAACGUAACCACCUUGACACAGCAAAAAACGGAUUCCACAAAUAUAUAUUCCAGUACGAAUGAAAGAUUAAGAGAAGCUUCACGCAGAAGAAAGCCAUCUACAAACAGCUCUAGAGAGCAACUGUCAACGAAAUCAUCAACAUUUGGAUUUACUGUCACGGGUGCAAAUACAAACGCACAAAAGAAUGCGAUUACAGAUACCGCAGUGACGUUACAAAAUUCCGGCCAAUCUACGGCGCGUACAGGUAUAAGUGAAAAGUUUACGGAGACAUGGUCUGCAGUGAGACCCUCAAUAGAAAUACACACUGAGACCUUUGAAAAUACUAUCAAAACGCCUUCAAUUUCCACUGACACUGUAAUGACGAGUAAGAAGUACUCCGAAGUAUCACGAAGCCCAUCUACUAGUACUUAUGUGAAAUCGGUGGAAAAACAUACGAAAUUGAAUGAUGAUAAUGUUUCCUCAAAUCGUUACUUUACUUCGAACGAUCAGUACACAGGUAUUCUCCAAGACCACCAGAGUUCUACCGCCAAAUAUUUGACUGAAAAAGGAUCUCAAAGUGUAAGCCGAGGGGCGUCUAUUAUAUACCCAAGUAACACCGACAAGUAUGUAUCUGGAGCCACAUACGACUUAAACCACUCGACUGCCGGCUAUAGUCAGAGUCCAGAAAGUUCAUAUUCCCAAGUUUCAAACACGCAAUCAGUUCAAAAGGAACAGCAAUUAGUGUCAGAUGAACAGCCAGUGAAACAAGUUCAAACAGCACAGUGGGUUCAGACAGUGCAGAGAGUACAGCCUGUAGUGAAAAUCGAAACAUCUGAACUUAACGGAGCCAUCAAGCCUAAAAAUAGCCUUAAUUAUAAAGAAAACAGCGAAGGAAGAGGAAUAAAGCAAUACGGAGAGGAGGCAAAAGUCAUCCUUCAUGGAAAGGCAACCUCCGAAUCAAUCUCUUCCACACCAGUAUCGCCAACACCUCGGCGUUCGUUCCGUGUAGUAAGUCGCCGUCGACCAGUUGGCUCCACUAAUACCACCUCAACAACAAACUCCACGCAAUCUACCAAUAAUAUUUUGGACAGUUUCAUUGAACGGACAGGCGACAGUGCUGAGACAAUAGUUACUUCAACGGGAGGAUUCACCACCACCAAUAUAAUUACAAAUGUUUCACGGGGAACAAACCAAGCUACCGCGACAUAUAUCGAAGACAGAAAGAACACAAGAGUGUCGCAGGGUGAAGCUCAAUUAAACAGUUUUACUGGUGCAAACAACCCGGAACUGCCACUUAAUACAGGAAUAUCCACAAACAAAUAUACCAAUACAAAUGAGAAAUAUAAAACAGUACAAAAACUGAGCCCUACUUACACUUAUGAAAAAACAACAAUUUCACAAAGAACAGAACCUUCAAAUACAUCUACCGAAAACAAAAACGUCACCACCUCGACACAACAAGAAACAGAUACUACAAAUAAAUAUUCCAGCACGAAUGAAAGACUUAGAGAAGCUUCAAGCAGAAUAAAGCCAUCUACAAACAGCUCUAGAGAGCAACUGUCAACGAAAUCUUCAACAUUUGGAUUUACUGUCACGGGUGCGAAUACAAACGCACAAAAUGAUGCGAUUACAGAUACAACAGUGACGUUACAAAAUUCCGGCCAAUCUACGGCACGUACAGGUAUAAGUGAAAAGUUUACGGUGACAUCGUCCGCAGUAAAACCCUCAACAGAAAUAAAUACAGAAACAUUUCAAAAAACUAUUAAAACGCCUUUUAUUUCCACUGACACUGUAAUAACGAGUAAGAAGUACUCCGAAGUAUCACGAAGCCCAUCUUCUAGUACGUUUGUGAAAUCGGUGGAAAAACAUACGAAAUUGAAUGAUGAUAAUGUUUCCUCAAAUCGUUACUUUACUUCGAACGAUCAGCACAUAGAUAUUGUUCAAGACCACAAGAGUUCUACCGCCAAAUACUUUACUGAAAAAGGAUCUCAAAGUGUAAACCGAGGGGCAUCUAUUAUAUACUCAAGUACCACCGACAAGUAUGUAUCUGGAGCCAUAUACGACUUAAACUACUCGACUGCCGGCUAUAGUCAGAGUCCAGAAAGUUCAUAUUCCCAAGUUUCAAACACGCAAUCAGUUCAAAAGGAACAGCAAUUAGUGUCAGAUGAACAGCCAGUGAAACAAGUUCAAACAGCACAGUGGGUUCAGACAGUGCAGAGAGUACAGCCUGUAGUGAAAAUCGAAACAUCUGAACUUAACGGAGCCAUCAAGCCUAAAAAUAGCCUUAAUUAUAAAGGAGACAGUGAAGAAAGAGUAAUACAGCAAUACGGAGAGGAGGCCAAGAUCGUCCUUCAUGGAAAGGCAACCUCCGAAUCAAUCUCUUCCACACCAGUAUCGCCAACACCUCGACGUUCGUUCCGUGUAGUAAGUCGCCGUCGACCAGUUGGCUCCACUAAUACCACCUCAACAACAAGCUCCACGCAAUCUACCAAUAAUAUUUUGGACAGAUUCAUUGAAAGGACAGCAACCUCCGAUUCGAUCUCAUCCACAACAGUAUCGUCAACACCUCGACGUUCGUUCCGUGUAGUAAGUCGUCGACCAGUUGCCACCACCAAUACCACCUCCACAUCUAACACCACGCAAUCUUCCACGAAUAUUCUAGACGGAUUCAUUGAACGGACAGAAUCUGUUGAAAAUUCAUCUAUAACCUCCCGUUCUAAUUUGAAGAACUUGACGAUUAAAAAGCGUCCAUUAGUAUCUCUGAAGGUUGUGGAGGAUCAAAACCCUGCCUCUACGAAUGAAGAGGAGGAAAACCGACAGAGUACGAGUAUAAGCUAUAGUUCCAGCUUCAAGCAAAAUCAGUUAGAUGAAGUGCAAAGACUCUUGGCUCAAGGUUCAAGGAAAUUCACAGUUGAAAGCCACAGUGCUGAGACAAUACUUCCUUCAACAGGAACUAUCAAAGCAUCCCAACCUGCAGGAUUAACUGCUACCACUAUUAUUACAAAUGUUUCACAUGGAACAAACCAAGCUACCGCGACAUAUUUCGAAGACAAUAAGAACACAAGAGUAUCGCAAAGUGAAACUCACGUAAACAGUUUUACUGGCACAAACGACAGGGAACUGCCACUUAAUACAGGAAUAUCCACAAGCAAAUAUACCAAUACAAAUGAGAAAUAUGCAACAGUACAAAACCUAAGCCCUACUUACACGUAUGUAGAAACAAGCGACAAUUUUAAGCUAAUUUCACAAAGAACAAAACCGUCGACUACAUCAACAAACGUCACCACCAAGACAGAACAAAAAACAAAUCCAUCAAAUGGCUAUUCAAGCACAAAUGAAAGUUAUAUAAAAGCUUCACGCGGAAGGAGGCCAUCUACAAACAGCUCUACAGAACAACCCACAACGGAAUCGUCAACAGUUGCAUUUACUGUCACCAGUGAUGGCACGAAUAAUGGUAACCUAUCACCUGUGACUUCUAACCAACCAUCAAGCACAAUUAGUAAUCUGGCCAGAAAGAAGACGGUGUUCCGAAGAAUUUCCACAACUACCCAACCGAGUUCAAGCACGACAACAACACCGAAGUCAAGUACUCUUGAGAAAGUCCAUACAGUCGAGACAGUGACAGUUCUUAAAAAACAACCAGUUCAGAAGGAACAGCAAUUAGCGUUAGAAGAACUGCCAGUCAAGCAAAUUCAACCAACACAGAGGGUUCAGACAGCGCAGAGAGCACAGCUUGUAAGGAAAGUCGAAACGUCUGAACCCAAUAGAGCGAUCAGGCUUAUAGGUAGAAAUGUUUAUAAUAACGACAGCGAAGAGAAAGUAAUACAGAAGCAAGAAAAUGAGACAAAAGUGAUUGUUCGUGGAAAACGUAACAUUGAAUGCUUGGACAUCGGCAACUUCCCUCAUCCAUCAUCAUGCAAGAAGUUUAUAACGUGCGCUCGCACGAAGAGUGGUACUUUGCGCGGCACGGAGUACACCUGUCCCACUGGCCUGUUGUUUGACCCAGUUAAAAGCAUUUGCAACUGGCCUGCGGAAGUCAAGUGUAACGAAUAA